AUGUGUACAGGCUCAUUAGUGUCAACAAGGGCAGUGCUCACAGCUGGUCAUUGUGUUUGCUCACCGCUGCCAGUCGUUCGGGUUUCAUUUCUCACACUGAGGAAUGGCGACCAACAAGGCAUCCAUCAUCAACCGUCUGGAGUGGUGGUAGCACCAGGAUACAUGCCCUCUUGUAUGUCGGCACGACAGAGGAGACCAAUCCAACAGACACUCAGUGGAUUCGACAUUGCAAUUGUAUCGCUCGCUCAAUUGGUCAACUUACAGACUGGAAUCAGAGUGCUCAGUCUGCCACAGCCAACGGAUAUACCGAGACCUGGAACUCCGGUUUUCAUUGUUGGUUAUGGAAGGGAUGAUAACGACCGUGAUCCACAACGUAAAAAUGGUGGAAUUUUAAAGAAAGGUGAGUGA
Schistosoma haematobium is the source of this 408-nucleotide messenger RNA. RefSeq lists its product as uncharacterized. Lineage: Eukaryota; Metazoa; Platyhelminthes; Trematoda; Strigeidida; Schistosomatidae. The coding region runs from base 1 to 408 and encodes 135 amino acids. Gene Ontology annotation, biological process: proteolysis. The transcript has 2 exons. The record is from RefSeq and is a predicted model, not a curated record. Gene Ontology annotation, molecular function: serine-type endopeptidase activity.